Messenger RNA from Paraglomus occultum, 398 nucleotides. NCBI's taxonomy places the organism in Eukaryota, Fungi, Glomeromycota, Glomeromycetes, Paraglomerales, Paraglomeraceae. The record is from the annotation of a GenBank genome assembly.
AAGGCAAUCUGCCCAAGAGCAUUCGGGAGCUCCGUCUUACAUACUCUAGUGCUCAAAGUGAAGAAGUUUUACGGCUGAUCAACAUGCAAGAGAACCUUGUAGAACUGACAGUCGAACAAUGGAGAUGUAAAUUUUUUGAAUUCUUGGAUAAGUUAUCCAACUUGAAGAAUAGUUUGGUCAAAUUGACCUUGGUGGAUUUUAUUAUAGAUGACACUAAGGAGGAUUUAGAAUAUUUAAGCGAUAUCAGAACACAUUUUCCCAAGCUAGAGCAAUUAAUUUUAAUGGACUGUUAUGAUAGUAAUACGUUUUUCGUGCUAUCUCGCGAGUUGCAAGACUCGUUUACGUUAAAGGAGAAAACUCGUGAUUUCAAGAAAUGGGUGACGAAAUCCAAUGUAUAA